AUGGAAAUAAGUGUUCCAGCUCAUCGAAGUGCACCUAGCACUGUUUUCCUCGCCACGGUUGUACUUUGGAUCAAAGAUCGCUUCGGAAAGCUGCACUCCGCCCGCGCUUUGAUCGAUUCCGGCUCACAAUCGAACUUCAUAUCGAAGAAACUUUCCCGCCGCCUCUGCCUGCGAUCCGAAAGAAUCAGCAUUCCUAUCACUGGUAUUGGUGAAGCUACUGUGACGGUUACACAAUCUGUAGUGUCUACCAUCCUUUCGAAGAACGAAGAAUUUGCCAAUGAGCUGGAAUUCCUGGUCCUUCCAAAACCAACAGCAACUCUCCCAUCUACAAACGUGGAUGUGUCUUCCUGGAAAAUUCCCUCGAACGUGGAUCUAGCAGAUCCUGCUUUUAACGUGUCGGGCCCUAUAGACCUAUUGCUGGGUGUCGAACUUGUUCAUGAAUACUUGAAAAAUGGACGAAUAUUUCUUGGUGAAGGAUCGCCAGUAUUGUUUGAGACAGUCUUUGGAUGGGCUGUUAUUGGUCGCUGGUACGGAUCCACGGUACCCUGCUCGCCAGUUUGUCACACCGCCAUCACUCAACGUAACUUGGAGAUUAUUCUAGACAAAUUUUGGGAAUUGGAAGCAGUACAGCCAAGCCCACUCUACACUGCUGAAGAAAACUUUUGCGAAGAGCUAUAUAUAACCACUACAACGCGAGACUCAGAUGGCCGUUACGUUGUCCAUCUUCCAAAGACGAAUGAUCCAGUUAUCUGCCUUGGUGAAUCAAGAAGCAUCGCCGAAAAACGUCUAUUUAGUCUCGAACGUCGACUGCAAAGAGAAGAUGCAGCUAAGGCUGCAUAUCAUGAAUUUAUGGAUGAGUACCUGCGACUUGGGCAUAUGCGGAAGAUAGCUGAUACACCAAAUGAAACUCUCCACCACUGCUACUUGCCACACCAUGCGGUGUUUAAAACUACAAGCACCACGACCAAAACUCGUGUCGUGUUUGACGCCUCCUGCCGUACUGCAUCCGGUUACUCACUCAACGAUACUCUUCUUGUGGGUCCGGUAGUGCAGGACGAUCUCCUGUCCAUAGUUUUGCGUUUUCGAACCAAACCUGUAGCACUCGUUGCGGACAUUGAAAAAAUGUACCGCCAAAUAAAGGUCCACCCUGAAGAUCAACGAUUGCAACGCAUUCUUUGGCGGCAGAACAUAUCAGACCCCAUCUCCACUUUUGAGCUACAGACGGUUACUUACGGAACUGCUUCCGCUCCGUAUUUAGCCACUCGUACCAUCAAACAGCUUGCCAAGGACGAAGGUGCAAGAUUUCCGUUGGCAAAGACUGCAGUUCUUGAAGAUUUUUAUGUCGACGAUUUCAUAAGCGGCACCAAAGACGUUGCAACGGCCAUUCAAGUACGCCGGCAAAUCAGUGACAUGUUUAGUGCUGCGGAAUUCCCACUUCGAAAAUGGGCGUCGAAUGCGCCAGAAGUAUUGGCUGAGAUACCUGAGGUUGAUCGCGGGGUUCAGCCAUUGUACGACCUUACCGAUAACCAAUCAGUUACUACUCUUGGACUAGUCUGGGAACCAUGCCCCGACAUCCUACGGUUCAACAUCUUAGUUCCACUUCCGGCGGCCGUACUUACACGACGAAUUGUUUUAUCCUACAUCGCUCAAAUAUUUGACCCGCUAGGCCUGAUAGGGCCUGUUAUAUCCGCUGCCAAGCAAUACAUGCAGCGCCUGUGGGUGCUAUCUUCAAGCGACGGAAAUUCAUAUUCUUGGGAUCAACCACUUCCCGAGAACCUACAGCAAGAGUGGAAGGCUUUCCACUCCACCCUCAAUCUUUGUGGCGAAAUUCGAAUCCCCAGAUUUGCUUCGGUGGCCGGAACAAUCUGUCUCCAGCUGCACUUUUUCUCAGAUGCUUCUGAGAAAGCCUAUGGCGCGUGCGUCUAUAUGCGCUCCGAAGAUAACAACCGCAAUGUGUGUAUCAAACUGCUGGCAGCCAAAUCGAAGGUUGCUCCUCUGAAGACUCGGCACAGUAUAGCCCGCCUAGAACUCUGCGGGGCUAUUCUCUCUACCCAGCUGUAUGCCAGAUGCUUCAAUGGCUUAAAUCACCACCAUCGUGCUGGAAAACUUUUGUCGGAAACCGUGUAUCCAAGAUUCAAGAAGCAACAAUUGGCUGUCCCUGGAACCACGUUCCAGGAAAGGAAAAUCCGGCUGACGACAUAUCUCGUGGUCUCACGCCAGUCGAACUUCUUCAACGUGAACGCUGGUGGACAGGACCUUCUUGGCUAA
Armigeres subalbatus is the source of this 2268-nucleotide messenger RNA. RefSeq lists its product as uncharacterized. The record is from RefSeq and is a predicted model, not a curated record. Bases 1 to 2268 code for a protein of 755 amino acids. Lineage: Eukaryota; Metazoa; Arthropoda; Insecta; Diptera; Culicidae. The transcript has 2 exons.